Molecule: messenger RNA, 3677 nt
Organism: Drosophila innubila
Lineage: Eukaryota; Metazoa; Arthropoda; Insecta; Diptera; Drosophilidae
Gene: Dek
Product: protein DEK
Exons: 11
Coding region: 61-2097 (678 amino acids)
Biological process (GO): regulation of double-strand break repair; chromatin organization
Cellular component (GO): nucleus
Molecular function (GO): histone binding; DNA binding
Source: RefSeq, a predicted model, not a curated record
CUUUUCCUCUAAAAACUUGGCAACACUGUACGCCACACACAACAUAAAAAGCAUAAAAGCAUGUCGGCUGACGAAAAAAAAGAUAAAACCAUUGAAAAUAUGGAUGCCAACACAUCGCCAGAGGCAGAGACGGCGACCAAAGAAAAUGCCGCCGAUAAGGUAAGCGAGUCGAAAGCGCUAGAAAAUGCAACGGAAUCAAGUGCACCCGAUGGUGAGGUAUCGAAAACUGGCGAAAAGGAGGGUGAUGCUGCAUCGCCACCCGCCACUGAUGACGUCGCUGAUAAAAAGGCUCUUGGAGACGCAUCGGCUGCGACCGCGCCAACAUUGGAUGCAGAUGAAAAGGAUGCAGACACAAAGGCUGGAUCGCCGGCGCCGCCACCAGCGAAGAAAGUGAAUAACAAUAGCGCCAAGAAAGCAGCCAAGUCCGAGGAAGAAGAAGCAGACGAUGCAGAUGAUCUGGAGGAAGAAGACGAAGAGGAUCAGGCGGACGAUGGCAAAGAUUCAGCAAGUGAUGAUGAUAAGAAAUCAAAAAAAGAGACAGCAGCAGAAAAGAAGAAAACUGAAUCUACAGAUGGUGCCAAGUCCAAGUCGGGAACUGCAGGAGCGGAGAAGACAGCGGCCGCCAAGAACUCAUCCAAGGCCAAGAACGGAAAGGUGGAGAAUUCGGACGAUAAUGAGAAAGACGAAGACGAUGCUGACGAAGACGAUGGCCUCGACGAGAACAACGAAGUGGCCGAGGAUGACGAGAAUGUGGUAGCUCUGGCCGAGAUUGAUCGCAUUAAUGAGAAUAUCAACAAGACACGUGUAGAUGGUCUUCAGACGCUUCAUGCGCUUUGUUUUGGGGCCCAGGGCAAAAACAAUGUGGUGAAAAAGAAUCUGCGCUCCUUUGCUGGCUUCGAGUUUGCCAAGGAUUCGUCGGAGUACAAAAAGAAAUAUGAGUCCAUUAAAAAAGUGGACAACAAGACGCUGCGCAGCAUCUGUGAGAUUCUCACGCUGGAUCGCAAAGGCAGCAAGGAUGAGAUCACGUCACGUGUGCUCAAAUUUCUCAUGGAGCCGGAUGAAUCGCUCUGCAUUGAGCAGGGCGAUGAAGAGGAAGAAGAGGUGGAUGAUGAAGAGGUGGACGAAGAUGAGGAGGCCGCCAGCGAGGACGAUAAGAAACGCAAGAGCAGCAAGUCAAGCGCACCAACCGGCAGAGGAUCGGCUCGCAACUCUACUGGGCGUCCCAAACGUGCAACGGCUGGCAAGAAGAUGUCCGCAUAUGUCGAUUUAUCAAGCUCCGAGGAGAGCGAGCAGAAAGUAACAGUGACUAAGCGAAGACGGAACGAUGACUCCGAAUCCGGCUCAGAUUACAAUCCAUCAGCCAACUCGGACUCUGAUGCCGGACGCGGUGGUGGUGGUGGUGGCGGUGGUGCUGGUGGAGCAGGACGCAAGCUGGCAGCACGUGGCAAUCGCGGGAGACCAGCGCGCAAGAGUCGUCGAAGAAAUUCCGAUUCUGAGGACGAAGAAGAAUCCGAGAUAUCAGAUGCAGAAAGCGAUGUGCCCAAGCGCAAGCGAGGUGCUCCAGGCAAACGUGGCAGAUCUGCUGUCGCUGCUCCAGCUGGCAGACGAGGACGCGGUCGGGCGACCUCUGCGCGAAAGCGUAAGGAUUCAGAAAGCGAAGACGAAGAAGUAUCUGAAGAUGAAGAGGAAGAAGAAUUGUCCGAGUUUGGCAGCGAGCCAAGUGAGGAGGAACGUCCCAAAAAGAGUGCGAAGCCCACAACGCCUGCGAAAAAUAGCAAAGCUAAUAACAAGUCUAAACCAGCUGGAAAGGCCGCUGGUCGACCAAAAAAAUCAAAGAAGGAGACGUCCGAUGAGGAAGAUGCUGAUGACAAGGAUGAGUCAGAUGAAGAUGAGCCAUUAACCAAAAAGGGCAAAGCGGCAUUCCCAACGGACGAACAAAUACGCGGUUAUGUCAAAGAAAUUUUGGACAAGGCCAAUCUCGAAGAGAUAACAAUGAAAACAGUGUGCAAACAAGUUUAUGCUAAAUACCCAGAUUUCGAUUUAACAGACAAGAAGGAUUUCAUUAAGGCCACAGUUAAAGCGUUAAUUGCCACAUAAAAUACACAAAAAGGGAGGCGUUGAUGCCUGGGGAUGGAUGGGCCAGCAAGCAGCAGAACUUGUACCAAACAAACACUAAACACGAUAAAAAGCUUAAAACAACAAGCAAACUAAUUUUGCCACUUUUUUGAGAGCUGCUGCGGACAACAACAAACAAAGAAACACCUCUAGUUUUCCUAUAAGCGUAUAAUUUGUACUCUUUAAAACUAACUAAACUUUACCUUAAAAGGAUCAUGUCCCUUUUCUAUUUUGUACUAAGAGACGAUUAUCCAUAUAUGCAUGUGAAUAUGUAUAUAUGUAAACGUAUUUUUAAAACACUUUUAUUCAUUUUCUUUAUGAAUGCCUGCGCUCUCAAACGGCUCUACAAAAAGUGUGUAAAAAACAAGUAUACCGAAUUGGAAACCGAAACAGAAACUGAAAGAGAACAUUGUAAAAAAAAAAAACAAAAAUAACAUAAAAACUAAAGUAAAACACACACAAUUUAUACAUUAUAAUGUAGUGCUGAUUGAUUUGACGUUCAAAAUUAUGUAUUUUUAAAUUAAGUAAAAAGGAUAAAUAAAAAAUUAAUUAAAAUUCACACACUGGCAGCAGUACAAAAAACGAAGCAUGAAAACCUUAACUGAACAAAAUCCCGAGUUUAUGAUAAAUAAUGAUAUUGCAAGCGUUUUCGGCAAAUGUAAAAACUUUGUAUGGUAUUUAAACGGACGGACUUUGGACUAGAAAUCAAGCGAAAGCAUUAGAAAUAAUAUUUUUUUAAAAAUGUAUUGUUUUCAAAUGUAACCUUUUUAAAACUAAGAAUUCUUUAUCCAAAUUCAAAAUUAUUGUAAAAUAUUUAAAAGCCAUGAUAUAAAAGGAAUGCGACGAAGAAUUGAUUGAUUGGCCAGUUUACAGAGUCAAGUUAGUGUUAUGAUAUUUACUUUCGUCUCACGUUCCAUUUUCUCAAUCGGUAAUAGUCCCCUUUUAGUUUAUCUUAAAUGCUUGGCCUUGGUAAUAAUUGAAGACAGAACUAUAGCAGGUUUCUCUUGUAGAGCGGCAAUUUACACAAUUAGGACUCACAUAUAGACCUACAAUGUAAUACACAUAUGAAUUAUAAAAUAAAAACAACAGUGCAAGGAAUAUUUCGUUUGGAUAUUCAUACGAAACUAGAUGUAUGUAAAUUUUAAAUAAACAAUAUAAUGAACUUAAAUACAAUACCAGAUUCAAAUAAAAUAAAUGUUUUGAACACACACACACACACACACACAUUAAUACAAGCAUCUCAAUGUACGUUUUCUUGUAGUAAGAAUAAAUAUACAAAACCAAAUGGAAAUAUGUAUCAAUUGAUAAAACUCAACAUAAACUCUUAUUUCAUGUAGAUAUGAUAUAUAUGAAAUAAAAGUUAAUAAGAACCGUACAAGAUCAAAGUCAAAUAGAAUUUAUUGAACGCUCUCUUUAUAGAACAGAACUUAACUUAACCGUAAACCGCGUGCGUCCCAAUUGGAUGCCUAGAUGUAAAGCGAUAUCUUGUUUUAUCUUUAAAUGUUUCACUAAGGAAAUAAAGACGGAUGAUGUAUGUAUAUCAAUAAUAUAUCGCGACAAAA